AUGGCCAGCUUUAAAAUAACAGCUCCUGGAAAGCUUAUUCUGUAUGGUGAACAUGCAGUAGUUUAUGGGAAAACUGCAUUGGCUGCCAGUUUAGAUUUACGUACAACCUUGGAGUUCGAGGAAUUAAAACCUGACCAGUUGUACGUCUAUUUGUUAUUUCCAAAAAUAAGUCUAUCAGAAAAGAUAUCUAUUAGAAAGAUUGAAGAUUAUUUUUUCAAUGACAGAGCAUUGAAAAUUGACAAGGAUUCUGAUCAUUUUUAUAAACAUGUUCAAAACUUUGCUGAAGAUGUAGGCUAUGCAAACUUGCCACAGAAGUUGGCCAUAGAAGCAUUUUUCUAUUUAUUUAUCAGCAUUCUGAAGUACGACGAGGUCAAAAUCAAACCAUUUCGUAUACAAGUAGGUACCAUGCUGUCCGUUAGUUCAGGUCUAGGAAGUUCUGCAUCUUUUGCUGUCUGUCUAACUACUUGUUUUGUACAUUACGUUAAUCUACAAAAAAAUGUAUCUACAACAUUGGACAAAACGCAGUUGGACGCAAUAUCUGAGUACGCAUUAAAAUGUGAAAAAAUUAUGCAUGGAAAUCCAUCAGGUAUUGAUAAUGCCAUCUGUACAUAUGGAUCAAUAGUUGAAUUUCGAAAGAAUGAAAUCUUACAACCAAUUACUGGAACUAAAAGCAUGAGAGUUUUACUGGUAGAUACUAAAGUUCUGAGAAGUACUAAAGCUUUAGUAGAGAAAGUAGCUGAACUGAAAGAAAAAUAUCCAAAUGUUUUCCAACCGAUUUUGGAGUCUAUAGAUAAUGUAUCACAAAAAGCUUUAAGCAUAAUAAAACAAAUGAAGGAUCUAUGCGAAACGGACACCGCUGCGCUAAAUGAGUUCUAUGCCGAAUUAUUGACAUUGAUCGACAUAAAUCAAGCUUUACUUGCAUCUUGUCAAGUUUCACACUCGACAAUAGAUGAAAUCUGUGCGGAGGCAAGAAAACAUUCUCUUCGAGCAAAGCUAACUGGAGCUGGGGGUGGUGGAUAUGCAUAUGUUCUACUGCCUCCUGACACAAAUGAUGAUACAAUCACUGAAAUUUCCAAUGCAUUUGUAGAAAGAGGGUAUGGCAUUGAACUCACCAAUUUGGGGGGACCAGGAGUAAUGAUUGAAAGUUAAAAUAGUAAUAACUACUAUGUGAAAGUUGAAGAAAACUUAAAAUAUUCACAUUGACUGGUAUCAUUGGUUCCAUACUAUUAGCACCUAUAUUUUAUUAAACUUUGUUCAACUAAAGUUCAUGUACGUAAUUUUAUUAGGUGUUGGAAAGUAAUCUUUUAGCGAAAAAUAUUGCAAUUAUAUGCUUUGAUUUUAUUGUGAAUUUGACAAUACUAAUUUAUAGGAGUUAUAGUUUAGAAUCAUUUGGAAUUUCACUUUUAAAUUUCUAUAGUUCAUGAAUAUUCUUUAAUCAGAAUUGACAGACGAGUUUUGAAUAUAACUGAUUUGUAUAAUGUGGUCACAUCAUAGCAUUGAGUAUAACAGAGGUCACAACAUAGAAUGUUAAUAAAUUAUUUAUAAUUAUAAGCUGCCCUAAAUAUGAUACAAUUUUUUUGUUAAAAAUCCACAAAAAUAAAAUAUAAAGUCAAGUUCGAUUAACAAAAUAA
Neodiprion fabricii is the source of this 1631-nucleotide messenger RNA. RefSeq names its product mevalonate kinase (gene gny). Bases 1 to 1149 code for a protein of 382 amino acids. The record is from RefSeq and is a predicted model, not a curated record. Gene Ontology annotation, cellular component: cytoplasm. Gene Ontology annotation, biological process: isoprenoid biosynthetic process; cholesterol biosynthetic process. Lineage: Eukaryota; Metazoa; Arthropoda; Insecta; Hymenoptera; Diprionidae. The transcript is spliced from 2 exons. Gene Ontology annotation, molecular function: mevalonate kinase activity; ATP binding.